CAGAGAGGUUUGUAAUACAAGCACGGCGGAACCUGCCGCCCAAUUUUCUUAUCGCCGAUUAUCCCCUCCAUCGCUCCCUUCCCCUAUCACCUCGUCGGGCUUUCCACAAUGAGUCCAUUCAACCAUGACCACCACAGCCGCCGACGCGGCGUCAAUCCCCAUAUUCCUCUUAAAGACCAAAUCGACACCCCACGACGGCUAUGAAGAAUUCUUCUCCGCUACCAAAAUCGCAGGCCAUGACCUCACCCCGACAUUCGUCCCGGUCCUCGAACAUAAGCUCUUAGAACCAGGACUGGAUACCUUGCGCCAAUUGCUUCGCUCACGGCGGAUAAACGAUACCGGCGAUGAGGGAACAUACGGAGGGAUGAUCUUCACAUCCCAGCGCGCCGUUGAAGCAUUCACAAGUCUAGUCGCCGAAGGCCCCCCCUCCUCCACCGACACCACCUGGCCCUCCCUCUCCCAAACCCCCAUCUACACCGUCGGCCCCGCCACCACCCGCGCCCUGCGCUCCAUCCCCUCCACCCCGCCGCUCCAAAUCCACGGCUCCGAGACCGGCAACGGCGAAGCCCUCGCCGCCUACAUGCUCACUCACUACCUCCCCACCGCCCCUCAUCCACGCCCUCACCUCCUCUUCCUCGUCGGCGACAACAGGCGGGACAUCAUCCCCAAGACGUUAAUGGGCGACUCCCUCCCUCCCAACGAACGAAUCCGCGUCGACGAGCUAGAAGUCUAUGGCACCACCACGCGAUCCAGUUUCCCCACCGCCUUCGCCUCCGCGCUCUCCGCGUCCUCUAGUGCCGAAACGCGAUGGGUGGUGAUCUUCUCCCCCACCGGGUGCGAAGCCGCGUUACGGGAACUGGGACUACUGGACGAGGAGACGGGGAGGGUGAAGACGGGGGAGAGGGGAGGGGGGUGCGGGAUCAGGAGGGGGAGGAGACAGACGUAUGUUGCUACUAUUGGGCCGACGACGAGGGAUUACUUGAGGAGGGAGUUUGGGUUUGAGGCGGAUGUUUGUGCGGAGGUGCCGAGUCCGAAGGGGGUGGGGGAGGCCAUUAAAAAAUUCAUCGUGGGGUUGGAAUGA
Pseudogymnoascus destructans is the source of this 1081-nucleotide messenger RNA. RefSeq lists its product as uncharacterized. The record is from RefSeq and is a predicted model, not a curated record. Gene Ontology annotation, molecular function: uroporphyrinogen-III synthase activity. The transcript is spliced from 2 exons. Lineage: Eukaryota; Fungi; Ascomycota; Leotiomycetes; Thelebolales; Thelebolaceae. Bases 125 to 1081 code for a protein of 318 amino acids. Gene Ontology annotation, biological process: uroporphyrinogen III biosynthetic process.